UAUCUUCUUCGUCCAAGACGUUAACCCCAUCUCGUUGAAAGAGAAGAUGCUAAGAUCUCAUCAAAGCAGAGUAUAACAACACCUUGACCUCGUUGAAGAAGCCUUUGAGAUUGUCUCGGAGAUCUAAAAAAUGUCAAUCCUCCAAGUCUCCACUUCAUCUCUUUCUUCUUCUAUUCUUCUCUCCAUCUCUCCCAGAAAAUCUCUCUCGUCUCCUAAGUCAUGCCGGAUAGUUCGUUGUUCUGUCGAGGGAACCACUGUAACCGAGCGAAAAGUCUCGGCAAUCAGUGAGCCUCUUCUUCUGAGAGCUGUUAAAGGUGAAGUUGUUGAUAGACCUCCGGUUUGGCUUAUGAGGCAAGCUGGGAGGUACAUGAAGAGUUAUCAAACUCUGUGUGAGAAGUAUCCUUCUUUCCGAGAUAGGUCAGAGAAUGCGGAUCUUGUGGUGGAAAUUUCUCUGCAGCCAUGGAAGGUGUUUAAGCCAGAUGGGGUGAUUCUGUUCUCAGACAUUCUCACUCCAUUGUCUGGAAUGAACAUACCUUUUGACAUUGUUAAAGGAAAAGGUCCUAUCAUCUUCAACCCGCCGCAAUCAGCUGCCGAUGUUGAUCAAGUUAGAGAAUUCAUACCAGAGGAAUCUGUACCUUAUGUUGGAGAAGCACUCAGAAGAUUAAGAAAUGAGGUGAACAACGAAGCUGCUGUUCUGGGUUUUGUUGGAGCUCCGUUUACUCUUUCUUCGUAUGUAAUCGAAGGUGGCUCAUCUAAGAACUUCACACAGAUAAAAAGAUUAGCUUUUUCUCAACCCAAGGUUCUACAUGCUUUACUCCAGAAGUUCACGACCUCGAUGAUCACGUACAUACGUUAUCAAGCAGAUAGCGGAGCUCAAGCUGUACAAAUAUUCGACUCUUGGGCUACCGAGCUUAGCCCGGUGGAUUUUGAAGAGUUUAGCUUACCUUAUCUUAAACAGAUUGUGGAAGCUGUGAAACAAACUCACCCGAACCUACCUCUCAUUCUGUAUGCGAGUGGAUCAGGAGGUUUGCUAGAGAGACUGGCUCGAACCGGUGUGGAUGUUGUGAGCUUGGACUGGACUGUAGACAUGGCUGAAGGAAGAGACCGGUUAGGAAGAGACCUAGCGGUUCAAGGAAACGUGGAUCCGGGAGUUCUAUUUGGAUCGAAAGAAUUUAUCACAAGCAGGAUUCAUGAUACUGUGAAGAAAGCGGGGAGAGAUAAACACAUUCUCAACUUGGGGCAUGGUAUUAAAGUUGGAACCCCUGAAGAGAAUGUUGCACACUUCUUUGAGGUUGCUCAAGGAAUUAGAUAUUAAGAGAAAGAGUGAUGAUGAUUAUGCUUUGUUUGUUGUUCACUUCGGCCUUUAUCUUUUUUUUGUUUUCAAUUUGAGAUGUGUAAUUUUAUUUUUUAACUGUAAUUUUUUGUUUGGAGACUACUUCGAAGAGAAUAGUGAUUAACGUGCAACAUAUGGAUAUUCAUAUAUGUAGGCUCUUGAUUUCCACUUA
Arabidopsis lyrata subsp. lyrata is the source of this 1505-nucleotide messenger RNA. RefSeq names its product uroporphyrinogen decarboxylase 2, chloroplastic. The record is from RefSeq and is a predicted model, not a curated record. The transcript is spliced from 6 exons. Gene Ontology annotation, biological process: porphyrin-containing compound biosynthetic process. Lineage: Eukaryota; Viridiplantae; Streptophyta; Magnoliopsida; Brassicales; Brassicaceae. Gene Ontology annotation, molecular function: uroporphyrinogen decarboxylase activity. The coding region runs from base 131 to 1315 and encodes 394 amino acids.